UCCGCGCGCAGCCGCCUUGGGUGCCGCCGCGCCGCCCGGCGUUCGAUUGGUCGUGGCUGCUCAGCGGCAUGGCGGCGGGCGCGGCCGAGGCGGCGGUGCUGGAGGUCGGCUCUGCCCGGCACUUCGAGGAGCUGCUGCGCCUCAGGGCCGGGUCCCUUCUCGUCGUCCAUUUCUGGGCGCCAUGGGCCCCACAGUGUGCCCAGAUGAACGAGGUCAUGGCGGAGUUAGCCAGGGAGCACGCCAAGGUCGGCUUUGCAAAGCUGGAAGCCGAAGCUGUCCCUGAAGUGUCCGAGAAGUACGAGGUCAGCUCCGUCCCCACCUUUCUGUUUUUCAAGAACUCCCAGAAGGUCGACCGGCUGGACGGCGCGCACGCCCCGGAGCUGACCAAGAAGGUGGCGCGUCACUCGGCCGGCGCUGCCCUGGCGCCUGGCGGCGAGCACCCGAAGGAGGACCUCACCGCGCGCCUGAGGAAGCUCACCCACGCCGCCCCCUGCAUGCUGUUCAUGAAGGGCACGCCGCGCGAGCCCCGCUGUGGUUUCAGCAAGCAGAUGGUGGAAAUUCUGAACAGACACAACAUUCAGUUCAGCAGUUUCGACAUCUUCUCCGACCAAGAAGUCCGCCAAGGCCUCAAGACCUUCUCCAACUGGCCCACCUACCCCCAGCUCUACGUCUCGGGGGAGCUCAUCGGGGGGCUCGACAUCGUCAAGGAGCUGGAAGCGUCUGAUGAGCUGGAUACGAUCUGUCCCAAGGCCCCCAAACUGGAGGAAAGGCUCAAAGUUCUGACCAACCGGGCCGCCGUGGUGCUCUUCAUGAAGGGCAGCAAGCAGGAGGCCAAGUGCGGGUUCAGCAGGCAGAUGCUGGAGAUCCUCGACGGCACCGGCGUGGAUUUCGAGACCUUUGACGUCCUGGAGGACGAGGAGGUGCGACAAGGCUUGAAGGUUUUCUCCAACUGGCCCACCUACCCGCAGCUGUACGUGAAGGGCGAGCUCGUGGGCGGCCUGGACAUCGUCAAGGAGCUGAAGGAGAACGGAGAGCUGCCGUCCGUGCUGCGCGGAGAGAGCUGAGGCAGGACGCAGGAUGCCCGUCCCGGCGGUGCGGCCCGGCCCGGAGGACGAGGCGUCUCCGUGCAUCCCGAGGUCGGGCGGCGGGUGGGUGCCAGCAUUGCCCGGGCCGAACACAAUAAAGGCCGCCAGACCAGCCGGA
This is a messenger RNA of Erinaceus europaeus (western European hedgehog), 1203 nucleotides long. RefSeq names its product glutaredoxin 3 (gene GLRX3). Lineage: Eukaryota; Metazoa; Chordata; Mammalia; Eulipotyphla; Erinaceidae. The transcript has 11 exons. The record is from RefSeq and is a predicted model, not a curated record. Bases 69 to 1064 code for a protein of 331 amino acids.